CCGAGUCGGAGCGCAGAGCAGCAGCAGCAGCAGCAGCAGUCGCAGCCCGCCUCAGCAUGGCUCGCGCGCUUCUCGCCUCGCUGUCGCCGCUCGUCAUCGCGCUUCUCGUGGCCGCCGCGCCGCGUCUUUUCGAUAUGCCCGAAAUUCCGGAACGUAGAAUGAUGAGCCAGGCGGGCGACAACAUAACGUUGGAUUGUCCCGGUGUGACGGACAUGUCCCUGGUGCUACAGUUAGAGUGGUGGGCGAACGAUAUGAAGCUGGUGCAGUAUUCCGACGCAGGAACCACCGUCUGGGAGAACCGGCGUCGCAUCACGCUACGCAAAGAUAAUUUCGCUCUUGAGAUCCACCCGGUGAGCGCUGAAGACAACGGUCGCUACACGUGUCUCGUCAACAGCCGCCCACGCCCGGAGGCGUACAUUAUGCUUCAGGUGCAGGGGUAUUACACGGAGCAGCAGAUAGACAAUACCUAG
Schistocerca cancellata (South American locust) is the source of this 470-nucleotide messenger RNA. RefSeq lists its product as uncharacterized. The record is from RefSeq and is a predicted model, not a curated record. NCBI's taxonomy places the organism in Eukaryota, Metazoa, Arthropoda, Insecta, Orthoptera, Acrididae. The transcript is spliced from 3 exons. The coding region runs from base 57 to 470 and encodes 137 amino acids.